This is a messenger RNA of Plectropomus leopardus (leopard coralgrouper), 1371 nucleotides long. RefSeq names its product N-acetyllactosaminide beta-1,3-N-acetylglucosaminyltransferase 2. Lineage: Eukaryota; Metazoa; Chordata; Actinopteri; Perciformes; Serranidae. The record is from RefSeq and is a predicted model, not a curated record. Gene Ontology annotation, molecular function: hexosyltransferase activity; UDP-glycosyltransferase activity. Gene Ontology annotation, cellular component: Golgi membrane. Gene Ontology annotation, biological process: protein O-linked glycosylation; poly-N-acetyllactosamine biosynthetic process.
AUGGCACGGUGCUACUGUCGCUGGCGCCGAGUGUUAAUCUGCGUGUGCACGCCAUGCAUCUCCCUGGUUCUCCUGUUUGUCUACAUUUCUGUCAUGGUGUGUAUGGACAUGCACAUCACCACAUCAGUGCAGCCGAGCAUGGACAGUGCUCACUUUGUGGCCUCAGGACUUUUGAUAAAUAACAGCUUUGCCCCACUUCCAAAAACUUUCUGGAAACUCCACCUGCAGGAUGCCUAUUGGAACCGCCUUCAGCUGACAGUUGAUCGCUAUUUCAACCCCAUCCUGCGGCCCAACAACUACAAAAGGCGAUAUGAAAAUAGUUCUCUUCAUGAGUCUGCACUGAGGCUGGGUUUCUCUUCAGUUACAGACUUGAAGAGCACAAGCCAAAACUUUGACCAGCUACCACAGCAAAUGCAAGACUUUAUAAGCUACAUGCAAAAGAGAUACUACCCAACCCUCAUACAACCAGAUGGAGUAUGUGGAGCUGGGGUAAAGGAUGAGAAGGAGCCCCCUCUGCUUCUCCUCGCCAUCAAGUCAACAAAGAUAAAUUUUAAGCGCCGGCAGGCCAUUCGACAGACCUGGGGCCAGACGGGAUGGGUAGCAGGACAGAAGAGCAACAGCAGCGAAGGAAAAGAAAGUGGGGGGUAUGUCCGCAGGGUGUUCCUGCUAGCCAAAGAAACUACUGAAGAGUUGGAUGUGGCCUUAUCUUACUUAGUGCAGAUGGAGAGUCAACAGUAUGGAGACAUUUUGAAGUGGGACUUCAGGGACACAUUUUUCAACCUCACCUUGAAAGAUGUGCUCUUCUGGAGCUGGUUCUCGCGCUCGUGCAGCAGCACUCGCUUUGUAUUUAAGGGGGACGAUGAUGUCUUUGUCAACACACCAAAAAUGAUAUCCUACCUCCAGGACCAGCUAAAGAAACCACAAGCACACAAGACAAUGAAAGAAUUCAUGGUGGGGGAUGUCAUAGCUGCAGCUGUACCAAACAGGGUAAACCAGUCCAAGUACUUCAUCCCCGACAGCUUCUAUAAGGGCCUCUAUCCUUCAUAUGCAGGAGGUGGGGGUGUUGUGUAUUCAGGCCUGUUGGCAAAACGCCUACACAACAUAUCUAAAAGGGUUAACCUGUUCCCCAUCGACGACGUGUAUGUGGGGAUGUGCAUGAUUCGGCUUAACGCUGACCCCAUCCAUCAGCCUGCCUUUCUCACAUUUGGCUUUCCUAAGAAGGAAGAGGAAAAGCCGUGUUCGUACCACACAAUCCUACUGGUCCACAAACGAAGCCCUGACCAGUUAGUUAAACUGUGGGCCGAUCUGAAAAAGACACAGGAAAAGUGUAGGGAUGUACCCCUGAGAGUGGAAGAGAAACCAAAACUGUAA